Melanaphis sacchari is the source of this 2002-nucleotide messenger RNA. Its product is annotated as ubiquitin-conjugating enzyme E2 R2. Gene Ontology annotation, biological process: protein polyubiquitination; ubiquitin-dependent protein catabolic process. Bases 972 to 1700 code for a protein of 242 amino acids. The record is from RefSeq and is a predicted model, not a curated record. The transcript has 5 exons. Gene Ontology annotation, molecular function: ubiquitin conjugating enzyme activity. Lineage: Eukaryota; Metazoa; Arthropoda; Insecta; Hemiptera; Aphididae.
ACAAUACAUAGAUAGUACGUAUGUAAUAUUAUUAUUAUAGACUAUAGUAUCGUAUCGUUCCGUCGGGCGAAACGUUUUUUUUAUUUACGUUUUUCCCUUGUUUUCGCCGCUCUCUCGCCGCCGUCCCCGACCGACAACCGUCGCGACCCGUCACACGCUACACGCACGACGCGCGCGAUUACUUAGCAGCAGCAACCGCCGCCGUCGUCGACGAUCUGCGCCGCGUUUCCUUCCUCAGUCUUCAAGUCGUCGUCCCGUUAUCUUUGUUAUUGUUCCGUUUUUUUUUUUUUUUUCCGUUCGUUCGUUUUUGCUAUUUUAUUUUUUUACGCGCCACCGCCGCACUCUUUCCCCGUUCACCACCACUUCGGCGCGCCAGCACAGCCUGCCCGCUGCCGUACGACGAGUCGGGGACACCGUCGAGCUCGCAAUUCGUACAUAUUGUUGUUGUUGUUGUUAUAUACGUGCAAUAAUAGUAAUUAAAAAUAUAAUAUAUUUAUAUUAUUUCAUAAGAAUCGCAUUAUCACCGUCGUUGUUCUUAUUACAACGUCUUAUUAUUACGCACACGACUUUCGCACCGCAACCGCGUCGUCGUCGUAUGCUGUCGUACGAUUACGAAAAAAAAUAAUAUCACAUCCGACACCGACCGCGACGAACAGACCAUCGUACGCGCGCGCACACGGCUGUGCAAUAAUCAUAUUACAUUAUAUCAGUGCGGUGCAUCGUCGUCAUUCCGUGUGUGGUAUAUGUCUAUGCUAGUUGUUUUGUUUUCUUGAAAACAACGGUCGUCACAAUAAAGAAAAUAAUGCGCAGUGUGCUCGCUACCGUCAUUUGAAGAAGAACACAACGUCGUAAUUAUGCGCCUUUUGUGAGACGAUUUUUCCAUUUUUUUUUUUUUUUUUUCCCCCAAAAUCCAUAUCGUAACGAUAUUACGCUUACUCGAACGCGCUGAUCUAUACGACAACACAUUAUUUAUGGCUAUCAAUCAGAUACUGUCGUCGAGUGCCCACAGAGCCCUAGCACACGAGUACAAAAGUCUUCAGGAUGAACCCGUCGAGGGAUUCAGGGUCAAGUUGAUUGAGGAUAACCUACGAGAGUGGGAAGUGGCAAUAUUCGGACCACCGGAAACCCUUUACCAAGGAGGAUAUUUCAAGGCUCAUAUGAAGUUUCCAGCUGAUUAUCCAUAUUCACCACCAACUAUAAGAUUUCUGACGAAAGUAUGGCAUCCUAAUGUGUAUGAGAACGGUGAUUUAUGUAUUUCAAUUCUUCACCCACCAAUAGAUGAUCCUCAAUCUGGAGAGUUACCAUGCGAAAGAUGGAAUCCUACCCAAAGUGUCAGGACAGUAUUACUAUCUGUAAUUUCUUUACUAAAUGAACCAAAUACAUUCAGUCCUGCUAAUGUAGAUGCUUCCAUCAUGUACAGACGGUGGAAAGAUUCAAAAGGAAAAGAUAAAGAAUAUGAAAAUAUUAUUAAAAAACAAGUUGUAAGCGGCCGAUUAGAGGCUGAUAGAGAUGGAGUUGUGGUUCCACUUACACUAGAAGAUUAUUGUAAAGUGAGCCAAGUUGCUCGUUCUUCAGCUGCUGCUGCUGCAAUGGACAGUGAUUUUUAUGUAGAAGACUACGACUUAGAUGUUGAGUCUGAUGCAAACUCUGAAGAAGAGUAUCAGGAUGAUGCUACUGAUAGUGGCAAUGGUGAAUCAUGAAACCAAACAACUAUUAGGCAUUUUCAAAACUUAAAACAAUAUUUAAUAAACAUACAUUAUAAUUGCUAUCGAACAUUUGUCUUUGUUGGACAAAAUAAUUUAAACCAUUGAUUUAAGUUCUGUUUUGGGGUCAAUAGUAUCUCUUUACAUGUUCUUAGUUAUUAAGAUAACAAUAUGUGACAUCGUUCUUAUAUCCUACAGUCACUUAUACACGGUAGACUCUAAUAUAUCCCUGUAUACAUAAAUACAUAUACAUCAGUAUAUAUUUAUACAUAUUAUUUUUUGCUUUCUCCAAAUUUUAA